AUCCUUGAUGAUAAGGCUGAUGAAUGGAGGAAUUAUGCAAUUUGUUGUAUAUGUCGUGAUACUGUCAAACAAGGUGGUAUAGAAAUGGCGUUCAAAAUAUUAGAUAUAAAGUUAGUAGAAGCAGGUGAAAAUUCAGAUACGGAUGUUAAUAACAAAAGGCUUCGCAUAGAAAAAAUGAAAAAAGAAUCACUAGACAAAUUUGUUGUGCAAAAUAAAGAAGUUCGGGAAUUAUUUGAAUUUUUGAAUCCUACUUUAAAAUUACUCAGACGUCAAACCUUAGGUGGAAGAAUUUUAAAUAAAGAAGUAAAAAGACUUGAAGAUAACAUGAUACUCGCUUCUAAGUUUGACCCUCUUGAACCGUUAGAUGAUGAUUCUUUAUAUCUUCCAGAAAAUAUUACAUCAAUUCUUUUAGAUAAAAUCAAGGCACAUUUGCAUGAGGUCUUACAUGGAUUUGGUUAUUUCGUGGAAUUUUGGAAAAGAUAUGAAGAUUUGAAAUUUGGCCAACAAAUUGUUUUUGAGUUUUGGUCCUGGGCUACACCGACUGCAAAAGAGCUUGCAUUUGUAGCACAAAAAAUAUUUGGAAUUUGCAUAAAUGCAGCUUCAUAUAAAAAAGCAUUAAAUAUGAGUAAGCUUCGGGCCUCUAUUACUUAUCAACAUCAGUUAGAUGAUAAGGAGUUAUGUAAUUCUGAAGAAAAAUCCAAAGGCGAACUCUCUUCUGAUAUUGAAAAACUCUCUUCUGAUAUUGAAGAACAACUAUCUAAUAAAAAAGAUC
This is a messenger RNA of Scutellospora calospora, 772 nucleotides long. The record is from the annotation of a GenBank genome assembly. NCBI's taxonomy places the organism in Eukaryota, Fungi, Glomeromycota, Glomeromycetes, Diversisporales, Gigasporaceae.